CAUUAAACAUGCCAGUCAAAGUGCACGUUGUCUACUGGUAAGGAAUAGAGCCAAACAAGUUAUCUUGCAAGUAUUGUGAAAGCAUAUGUUUUAAUUUAUAAAUACUUUUUCAGGGGCAGGAGUAUGCAAUUUCGCAACUGGUCUAAAUGUAGUCAUGUCAUGUUUAUAAAAGCCGUCUUAUGUUUUAUAUAUUCAGGAUUAAUAACGUAAGAUUAACGUAGUUAAUAUAUGGAAUAUGUUUGGGAAAUUUUGUUAUGUAAAUAUUUGUGGAUUUUUUCAAGCAUUUAGGGGAUGUUGCCACAAAUGACAAAUGACGUCGAAUCGACGUUUAUUUUACCCACCCACCCCAGUAGCGUCAAUCGAUAUUCAGUCGAAAUUUUGACUGCCAAACUCACAAUUAUUGUACUUUACUACCGUCAUUGGCUGGGAUUGUAUUUUGAUAGAAUAUUUAAACUAUAUACAAUAUUCGAUCAGACACUGGGAUGGUUUCAUCAGCCAUGGUUACUUUGGACGAAUUACGGUCGUUUCGCCAACGAGUCGUUUCGCCAACUGUCUGUUCGCCAACGUCUCGGGUCGAUUCGCCAACGCUCGUCCACGUUCUUAUGUCAGUUCGCCAACGUCGCGUAGUUCAUACACAGUAAAAUUCAGAGGGUAAAAUUCACCCCAGUUUACAAGAUAUUACUUGCUUUUAAUAACUGGUAUCUUGAGUUUACAAGAUAUUACUGUUCGGAGUGUGUUUUGUUCAGCCGACGAUUUAAGAAAAUAGAAUAAGAAACAAACUUCCGAAGAGUAAAGUCAUCUUGCAAUUCAGGAUAUGAACAAAAAACUCGUAAACGGAAUAGUAAACAAAAUGUUUUUGUUUUUUCACAAAAAUAAUGUUCAUGCAAGUAUACUCCAUCUUCACCAAAAGGGGGUUACUAGCCGUGACUAAUUACGUUGGCAACACUAUUAAUAGCGCAUGCAGGAUAUCGUUAAUCCAUAUAUUGUUUACGAGUUUGGUUUGGAGAUUGUGUUUACUAGAAACUCCAAGAUAUUUCGUGUGUUUAAUUAAUCUUCAAAAUACAAGAACAUCAGUAACAACUAACAAUGUCGCACAAUACGCCUUUUAUAUGAACUACGCGAUGUUGGCGAACUGACAUAAGAACGUGGACGAGCGUUGGCGAAUCGACCCGAGACGUUGGCGAACUGACAGUUGGCGAAACGACUCGUUGGCGAAACGACCGGAUACCCUUUGGACAUUAAUUGUCAAAUUACCACGAGAUAUAAACGUUGAUAAGUUACAUAAAACACAUAAAAACCCACCUACCCACUCAUAACGUUGAUUCGACUUUAUUUGUGGCAACAUGAAUAUGGACGUGACCCUGCACUUAGCUGGCCUGGCAUGACAUUAUAAAUAAUAUAAAAAGUAUCUUUUGCAAACAUUUUUGAUGUUUGCCAGCCAGCCUGUGGCUUAUAGUGAUAACAGCAUGUCUUUGUGAGUUUGUACAGGGUUGGAAUCCCAGCAAGCAGACAGAGUCUGACAGACUGGAAAGUUUGUAUUGCACACCCUAGAUUUCGGUUGUGCAAUUUUGGACCGAAAUGCGUGUCCAGGCGUGCCACUUUUGGAAGUAUAUUUGUUCUGACGUGCAAUUUUGGAAAACGUGCAUGUAAUUUUCUGAAGCGCGCAUGCAAAUUGCUAUAUAUCAAGGGUGGAUCUAGCCUCAUCUGCAAGGAGGAGUGUAGCCAUGCAAGCUUUCCAUGGGGUGGUGCAUGAGGGAGCCUCUAACUGUCCUAUGCAGUCUGCAAUACUACUGUCCCAACAUCGCCAUUAUUUGAGAUGGCUGAAUCUGCAUUUUACAUUAUAUUUGGUUUAUAUUUAUAAAGUGUUUAAUUUUGUAUUGGUUUUUUAUAACAUUGCAUAACUGGACAGUUGCUGUAGCACAGUGCAGUAAAUUUGCUUGUUGAAGUACCGGUACAGUAUAUUUGAAAAUAUGGCUGUAUAGCAACCCCAACAUCUAAAGCAUUCUGAGUAUUUUUUUGUGAGCUCACAAAUCAAUUCAAUCGUUUCAAGAAAUUAACACACUCUUGGGGGGGGGGACUGAAUAGGUUUUCGGAUUGUUGGAUUCCACCGAAAAAACUUUUCGGAUUUUGGAUCUGGACGGAUUUAGACGGAUUUGCAGAUCUUAUCAAAUUGACAAUGCAACAUAUUGCAGAUUUAUCUAAUAUUUUGGCUCAGAUUGUGGAUUUUGCUUGCAAUUUAGUUUGGAUCCUGCAUUGUGACCUCAUAGUAGAGCUUUUAGCGGAUCCAAAUUUAGGCAAGACCAUUGUCGGAUCGCCGGGUUUUGCUUCAAAUUUUGGUGAAUCAGCAGAUUUGUAUACCCCUAUUCACCCCCCUCCGACUCUAACAGUACUAGAAGUUCCAUUAAUCACUUUUCAAAAAGCAGAAAAUAUAUGGUCUUGAAGCAUAUUUUUAAGGGUGGUGCUGGACUACUCUAUGGGAAUAUCAGACUAGGUGGGGGGUGCACACUGCCAGCACCCUCAUUUUUGCUUGUUUGGCCAACCCAAUUAUUGAAUUUUAAUCUUAGACUGGAUAAAAUUACAAGAUUUAGCAGUUUCAGGAAUAUAUUGCAAUAGCAGCAGAAAAUAAAAUGAAAACAAGGAGAAAAUGUUCUUGGCAGACAUUACUUCAACAUCGUACCCAGGCUCUCUUCUCUAAGCUCCUUUAAUACUUCUGAACGGUAUAAUGUUAAUGUCGUAAAAAGCGAAUCUGGUAUUGUGUACUGUAACUGUGACCUACGAAUUGCAUAUGACGAAUCGUGUCAUGCAGCCAGACCUACAUUUAGAAAAUUUUACAGUAAGUUCAAAUUAUAAUCUAAAACUAUUUUUUGUUUUUUUCAGUGGUGCCUGAGGGUACAAGUCCAAGGUGAGAUAUUGUAUAUCUUUCAGCAGUUUGUAGUGAUAAGUUAUAAAUUAACUGAUUAGUCGCAAUCUGCCCAUUGAAUGCAACUGACCGUAUUAUAUAUUUUACUCUUUCCAAUGCCAGAUGUUUGUAGUCAUCAAUAGGAGAUUGCUGGCGCUCUAUUGGCUGAUGCGAUAUUAAAAAAGAUUGACAUAUUGAUAUUGAAAAACUUAUCACUUUUCUUAUUAAAAGUAAAUCCAAAAAGGAUUUGACAUAUUGUCUAGACUUUCCUUCACAACGGAACAGUGUGGCAUGUUAGAAUGAGUGAUAUUUUGAUGCUCUGUUUUAACCCAUUGAGCCGCAAUGCGCCCCAGUGCACCCUACUUAUUUUUUUUACUCGUCUAACGCCAGACAAUUUUACUUGUCAAUGGGGAAGCUGUGCAGCUUAAUGGUAUAAACAUGCAGAUAUGCACCAUUAGGAUUAUUCUUCAAAGUGCUGCAGUCGUUUUCAAACGUUCAGCCACUUGUAUGGGUGUAGCCUGUGUGGCAGGCGGUAUUUCUACCGGAUCUUCUGUGGUCACAUUAAUUACUCUGUUUACACUUUUAAAUUGCCCACACGCUUGCUACCUGAAUUCGCAAUUACUGUCGUACAGUAUACAUGUUUUCUAACUUCACUGGACAAUAAUUGCCAAAUUGCCUUUGUAUAUUUGAAUAUAACAAAGAAUUCAUGAAUGCAAUUUACAUGUAAGUACUGAAUAACUAAAAUAGUUGAAUAUAUAUUUUAUUUUAGUACAAUCGACUAGCGUCUAGUCUAGUUGAUGAAUUUGGCGAUGAUGUCGAGUGUGUAAGUACUGACCUUGGUGUAUGUAUGUACAGUUAUAUUACUGAUGUACAACCCCUAAUUGAUAGACAUGUGUUAAUCAGGGUUGAAAAUAAAUCGUUUUUAUUUAGAAAUAUUUGUAGGCUGUUUGGUGCGUGUAUCUUCUUUGUACCGGCAAUUUUGAUCCAUCGAACAUCAAAAGAUUAUGCAGAAAAUACAGAGAACCACCAUGCAUAUACAAAAGCUGCAGCAAAAUAGAAAACGCAUGCAGCAACAGUCUUUUCAAAUAUCAAAAAAUCUUUUCAAAUAUCUUUUCAAAAACGCAUUUUCAAGAUGAAAAUCAGUGCCCAGCAUAAAGCAGGUAAUUAAUAAGCCAUCAGGAAAUAACGUUUUUAAAUUUACUAAGUCUAGGAACGAAUGUUUUGUCCAUGGAUGUUUAAUGUGCAUUAUGCUGGGCAUUGAUUUUCAUCAUACAGUUCAGUUAGGAUUCCCGCCUUGUUCAUGGUUACCAGAAAUUCAUGGCUAUCAUAUUCAUGGCUACCAGAAGACUCAAUGCGAUCUUUUUAUGUCAAGACACCAUCUUUUUCAUUUAAAACCUAUAAAUUCAUCAUUAUAGAUCAUUGAAUUAAGAAGAAAAACUUGUUGCUGCUAAUUUAGAAGUAGCCGGGCUAGUGCUGUGAAAAUCCUGGUGACAGCCAGCUACUAUUUUAAAUCCUGGUUAAUGCUUUUGAAAUCUGUCAUGUCCAAUGCAGAGACUUGCAUUCAUGAUUUUAAAACGUUUCUCAAGCGGCAAACAGACCUAAAAAGUAUUUUUGAUUCUCAUGACAAAGUUCAAUGUUUUUACCGAGAAAGUUAAAUGUCUGUGAUGGUCAUUUGAUGGUUUCAAUUCGUUCAGCCAAUCAUCAGCUUGGAACUGGUUGAACGUGAUUGGCUGAUCAUAUUAAAACCUGUCGAGUGCUCUUGACAAACAUUAAAUUAAGAUACUCACGCGAAUAGGCAAUGCUUUUAUGAGCGACCGUUCAUCCUUAGAUUUUAGAUAGUACGCCAAAGAGAAAAUUACGUCUGAAGUUCAGCAAGUUUUGUUUAUGUUGCUGUAUAAAUAUGGUUUAAAACAUCAAUGAUAAUUAUAUAUCGCAUAGUUUCAUCCUGGUUUCAUCACGAUGAAAAUUAAUUAUAUUUAAAUUGACAAUAUUUAACUGCCAAAUACAUUGCUAACUGUGUAAUCUACUAAAAUUCUAAAACAAAGGAAUUUUGAGAGGAACACCAAAAAGAUUUUAGAUUUUGAACACUUUCAUUGCAAAUUAAUUUUUUUUAUUAGAGUGGAGAGGGGACACCAACAACUACUGGAUGGUUUGAAGUUAAUGUUGAUGGAAAACUUGUUCAUUCAAAAAAGGUACCCCACACUAAUCUAACUAGUUUAGCAGUAUUAUUCAAGUUCAGCCAAAUGAAGUGCGAUUGUUAUUUAGGUUUAAAUCGAACUCGAGAAAUUAUCUUGUUUUGGAACUUUUGAAUACUGAAAUACACAUGUAAAACAUACAAUUUGGAAAGACUGAAGCUGUUUUUUGUCGAGUUUAAAGUUACAAUAACCAUUGAAGAAGAAAUUUAAAAUAUCUUUCAAUUGUGAUGAACUGUUAAAUAUUUUGGCUGUUGCUGGUUUGAGGCAAAUUUGACUCCCUGGAAAAUAGUCAAUCUCGUACUGAGCCUGCAAUCCUACGAGAUUGGAAACUAAUAUGCAAAACGUACACACACAUAGUAUAAGCAUUUUUUGAUGGCUUAUUGUACACGAGGGGGCUUGUACUGUAUACGGGGGGGGGCUUAUAUACAGACACUCAGAUGUACUGUACAGACGACAAUAAUAUUUAUUGUACCUGUAAAGUGUAAACUAUACCCUGAACGAAAAGAAGUAAAACAGUUUGGUUUAUAACAAAUCAUGUAAUAGUGUAAUAUAAUUAUCAUCACUCUUCUGAGCUGUUGGAUUCCCUGUCCCAAAGUUAUACCUGUCCAAUAAUAAACCCAUGGCCUAAUACACUGAGGUGUUUAUUUUCUGUGGGAAGAGGGCUUAUAUUCGAAAUCUAAUUCGCCUGAGCGUUAGUGAAUAUGGUGGUGGGCUUAUACACGGGCGGGCUUAUAUUCGUGGGACUUAUAUUCGGAGAUACAGUAUACGGUAGGAUAUAAACAUGAGAGAAAUCUCUCAGGACUCCGCGGAAGAGAAAUUUGCUAUGUGUUGCAAUGGAUACUGAGUUUGAGAUGUCUACAGUCUAGCAUCCAAAUUUGAAUUUUGGUAUCUCAUGAAUAUCAGAACACAUACAGUACCCAGGUCGGUACGACGGCUAUAACCAGCUCAUUAAACUAUUGGAAGUCGUAACCAUGCUGCCAGUUAGUCAGCACAAUAAUUCCACAACACAAAAUAAUUACAGUAUAGUCACUUACAAUGCAAACAUAUGAGUUUAUCAACACUGAUCUCGUAACCUAUUGUUAUUUGUUCUUGUUGCAGAAUGGAGAUGGUUAUGUUGACAGUGAAGCGAAAAUGAAGAAGAUUACUGAAAGUGUUGCGGCAGCCUUGAGCUCCAAGUGA
Messenger RNA from Paramuricea clavata, 6273 nucleotides. Lineage: Eukaryota; Metazoa; Cnidaria; Anthozoa; Malacalcyonacea; Plexauridae. The record is from the annotation of a GenBank genome assembly.